This is a messenger RNA of Wasmannia auropunctata (little fire ant), 2199 nucleotides long. RefSeq lists its product as uncharacterized. Lineage: Eukaryota; Metazoa; Arthropoda; Insecta; Hymenoptera; Formicidae. Bases 1 to 2199 code for a protein of 732 amino acids. The transcript is spliced from 5 exons. Gene Ontology annotation, molecular function: catalytic activity. The record is from RefSeq and is a predicted model, not a curated record.
AUGUUGGAGACGUGGAUGGAGAAAAAAGGUUGGGAGAAGAUGAGGGAGAGAUUGCCAAAGGAAUAUAGGUGGGAGGUGCAGUGGGCGGAAAGGAGGAAUAGGAAGGGAAGAGCAAAGGGAGGAAUGAUGAUGGGGAUAAGGAAAGGGAUAAGGGUGGUGGGGGAUAGGAAGGAGAAUGGGGAGGGGAUAAUGAUGAGGACGGUGGAAAUAGGAAGAGAGGAAUGGAGAAUUGUGGGGGUAUAUGUUAAUGGGAAUAUGGAGAGCAAGUGGGAAGAGAUUAGGGGAUGGGCAGAGGAAAAGGGGGUGAGGACGAUAAUGGGAGGAGAUUUCAAUGCAAGGACAGGGGAACUUGGAGGGUGGUGGGAGGGAGGGGAUGUAAGAAGGGAAGAGGAUGAAAGGAAAUCGAGGGAUAAAAGGGUAAAUAGGGAAGGUAGGAUAUUGAUUGAGAAGUUGGAGGAAGUAGGAUGGUUUAUUUUUAACGGAUGUGGAAAAGGAGAUGAGGAGGGAAUGUGGACGUACUCGGGGGGGUGGGGAGAAUCGGUGAUAGAUUAUGUGGUAGGGAAUGAGGAGGUGUGGGAAAGAAUAGUAAGAAUGGAGGUACAGGACAGGGUAGAGUCGGACCACAUGCCGGUGGUGGUUGUCGCUGCUUUGCACCCCGUGGAAAGAAACGCGGAACGGGAGUCGUCGUAUCCGCAUUACGCAACGGUGCUCGAGUUCGCGGGUAUCGAGUUUCCUAUGACUCUGAAGGACAUUACGAAAUUCGAACGUGCGAACGACGUGUCGAUAAACGUGUACUGUAUCGAGAAGGAGGGGGGUGAACUAUCUGAUCCCAGCAGCAUCGGCCACUUCGCGUGGAUAAAAAAUUUGUUCCGCCUCGUGAGCUCUCAACUCAGCAAGAAGCAACACAAGAAUUUCUUCUGCGACCGAUGCCUACAUUACUUCAGCUCGCAGGAACGACUGGAUGCCCACACCGUGGACUGCAACGAGUUGAACGAGUGUGCGGUAGAGUUGCCUAAAGAAGACCCGAAAUGGCUAACGUUCGGCAAACACGGCAACAAGGAUAUUAUUCCGUUCGUCCUGUACGCCGACCUGGAAUGCGUUCUGGAAAAGAUGGACCCGAAUCUGCCUGAGUCUCAACACCACAAGGUACACAGUAUCGGAUACUACGUGCACUGCUCGUACGACGACGCGCUAUCAAUGUAUCGGUGUCGUCGCGAUAAGGAUUGCGUCGCGUGGUUCGUCGAGGAAUUCAAAGAAUUGGCGCACAAAGUAAAGUCCGCUCCAUCCGUUAACGUUCCGAUGGCGGAAUUGACGCGCGACGAAUGCGAAAGAUAUAACAACGCUACACACUGUCGCACAUGCGAAAAACCGUUUGCGGCGGAAGACACACAGGUACGGGAUCACUGCCACAUGACCGGACGAUACAGAGGUCCCGCGCAUUCCAACUGCAAUUUGAACUACAAAAAUUUGCGUUGCAUUCCCGUGGUGUUUCACAAUCUAUUCGGUUACGACGCGCAUUUCAUUAUUAAGGAAGUAGCUAUCGCAUACGAGGGAUACGUAAACCUACUUCCGGUAACGAAAGAGAAUUCGAAUCUCGAGAAAUUGGCAUCUUAUCUUGAGAAAGAUAAACUACGAAUAAUGCAACGCGAUUUUUGUACUCUACCAGUGAAACAUUUCGAGCUCCUCACUAGAAAAGGCGUAUUUCCGUACGAGUACGUCGACCACUUUGAAAAGUUGGAGGAUACGCGUUUACCGCCGCGCGUAUCGUUUCACAGUUCGUUAACGGGCGACACCGUGUCCGAGAGCGAUUACGAGCACGCCGUUGACGUAUGGCAACGGUUCUCCAUUGGAACGCUCGGCGAGUACAGCGAUCUGUACCUGAAAACGGACGUCCUGUUGCUCGCGGACGUUUUUGAAAAUUUUCGCGACAGCUGCGUCGCGAGUUACGGACUCGAUCCCGCGCAUUAUUUUACGUUGCCGGGUUUCACGUGGGACGCCAUGCUGAAACACAUGCGUGUAAAUUUCGAACUGCUCACCGACAUCGAUAUGGUCUUGUUUAUCGAGCGCGGUAUACGCGAUGGCUUCAGUCAAUGUUCCAACAGAUACGCGCGGGCCAACAAUAAGUACAUGUCUGCGUACGACCCGUCGAAACCGUCGUCGUACCUAAUUUACUACGACGUGAACAAUUCGUACGGCUAG